This is a messenger RNA of Aaosphaeria arxii CBS 175.79, 1700 nucleotides long. Its product is annotated as globin-like protein. Gene Ontology annotation, biological process: cellular response to nitrosative stress; nitric oxide catabolic process. Gene Ontology annotation, molecular function: FAD binding; oxygen binding; nitric oxide dioxygenase [NAD(P)H] activity. The transcript has a single exon. NCBI's taxonomy places the organism in Eukaryota, Fungi, Ascomycota, Dothideomycetes, Pleosporales. The record is from RefSeq and is a predicted model, not a curated record. The coding region runs from base 203 to 1459 and encodes 418 amino acids. Gene Ontology annotation, cellular component: intracellular anatomical structure.
AAUAUAUAUAUAUUCACAAGAACGACUUCUAAGAAUUCGAUCUAGCUACCUACUCAUCAAUUUGUAGAUCAUCUACUCUUACAUCUUCCCUAGAAAGCAACUUCAUAUUUGAUAUAGAUCGAUUCCUCAAAGUCGUAUCCACAUAAUUGCAUAUCAUUCUCCAAUACAGUCACCAACGACACCAACCAAAGACAACCUCACAAUGGCUCCAGCACUCAAACCAGAGCAAGUCGCCAUCAUCAAGGCCACCGUUCCCGUGCUCGCAGCACACGGCCUCGCCAUCACGACGAAAUUCUACCAUGACAUGAUUGAAGCCAACCCGGAACUCAAGAACAUAUUCAACAACACCCACCAGUCCACUGGUCACCAACCUGCCGCUCUCGCAGGAGCUCUCUACGCAUAUGCCGCCAACAUCGACGCUCUCGGCAACCUCUCCGCAGCCGUGGAACUCAUCUGCCACAAGCACACCAGUCUGUUCAUCCGCGCCCCUCACUACGCCAUUGUUGGCAAGCACCUUUUGGAGACUAUGAAAGUCGUCCUCGGUGAUGCAUGCACAGAUGAGAUCCUCGACGCCUGGGGUGCCGCCUAUUGGCAAUUGGCCGACAUCAUGAUCAAUAAGGAGGCGGCCAUGUACGAGGAAACGAAGCAAUGGGACGACUGGAAGGAAUUCACCAUCGCCAAGAAGGAAAAGGAGUCGGAGCAGAUCACUUCUUUCUAUCUAGAGCCGGUCGACAAGGCCCUCAAGCUCCCCAUCUUCAAGCCCGGACAGUACAUCUCCGUGAACAUCUUCGUCGACGAGUUGGGCGUGUGGCAGGCGAGACAGUACAGUCUCAGCGACGCACCUGGAAAGAGCUAUCUCCGCAUCAGCGUGAAGAAGGAGGCCGGCGUCGAGAUUGGCGAGCCGAAGAGCAUGACGCACGAGGGCUACCUAUCCAACCUCCUACACCAGACCAAGAACGAAGGCGACAUCGUCAAGGUCUCACAUCCGUGGGGCGACUUCUUCUUGGACGAGGACAAGAUCGCAAAGGACGCGCCCGUCGUCCUCAUCGCCGCCGGUGUCGGCCUCACCUGCCUCAACAGCAUCUUCACCCACCUCGCCGCACAGAAGACCUCCCGCCCCAUCGUCUGGAUCCACGGCGCUCGGGACUCGAACCAUCGUGCCUUCAAGGCACACACUGACAGCCUCGCUGCGAACAACGAAAACGUACAGACGGUUUACUUCUCCUCUAAACCCCAGGCCGAGGACGUUCAGGGCCGAGACUACGACAUCGAGGGCCGCAUCGAACUGGCCAAGGUCGGCAGCGAUAAGCUGUUCACCGGCGACAACAAGGCCGAGUACUAUACUUGCGGACCCAAAGACUUCAUGCUGAGCAUGGAGGAGCAAUUGAAGAGCCUCGGCGUCCCCAGCGAGAGGAUACAUAUGGAGCUCUUCGGCACCGGAGGCGUCCCAAGGGUUUAAAGAAAGAGAAGACGACGACGAAAAAAUCAUGGCGAACUUGACAGCAUAUUAUUCCACUACGCCCAGACAAAAAUAUCUUCUUACCGGGUUUCCCCUUUUUUUCGACGCUAUUUGUUUUCCAACAUCACGAUGAGCAUUUCCAAAUCCUGCGGCAUUUUCUGAAUAUAUGUGUGUAUAUAGUGUAUAACUAGACGAACUCUAAUGAUCAAAUUCCGGGUCUUCCAAGAUCCUCCCUUCUAUA